AUGUCUCAGUCCGCUCCCAGCUCGGACUUCAAGAGGGCUUUGGACAGCAGCCCCGAGGCCAACACUGAGAAUGACAAGACCGAGGAGGACGUGCCCAUGCCCAAGAACUACCUGUGGCUCGCCAUCGUCUCGUGUUUUUGCCCCGCGUACCCCAUCAACAUCGUGGCUUUAGUCUUCUCCAUCAUGUCUCUGAACAGCUACAAUGAUGGAGACAUCGAAGGAUCCAAGCGGCUUGGGAGGAAUGCCAAGUGGGUGGCCUUCGCCUCCAUCAUUAUUGGCCUUCUCAUCAUUGCUAUUUCUUGUGCAGUUCACUUCGCACGAAAGGCCUGAGCAGCCAGCAGCCAGCAUGGA
Molecule: messenger RNA, 351 nt
Organism: Globicephala melas (long-finned pilot whale)
Lineage: Eukaryota; Metazoa; Chordata; Mammalia; Artiodactyla; Delphinidae
Gene: TMEM233
Product: transmembrane protein 233
Cellular component (GO): membrane
Source: RefSeq, a predicted model, not a curated record